AUUCCAAAUAACCCCGUCACUGAGAGUCAACUGCAUCGUCUACCAUGAAAUUCGCGUCCACGAUUGCCGCCGUUCUCCUCACCAUUCCAUUCAUGACCGGUGCUGCCGCUUGCUCACCUGCAUGUUGCGAUAUCAUUGUGAACUCCGUCGAACCCGCCGGAACCUCUGGCAUCAGCUGCACCCCAGGUGGUAUUGACUGUGGUUUUGUAGGCCAAAUAACAGCAUGUUGUCAGAGCGUGAACCCCUUGACUCGUAUCGGGAUUAAGUGUACCGCUGUUUAAAGAAGGGUGUUUGAGAACGUCCAUAUUUUCAUGAUCAAUGCCAGUCAGGAUGUAAAUUGUGCAAUUGGAAGUUAUCUGCGGGUUUGGACCCUCCAUUUACAUAGUCCUGUGUUUACCGCGCCCCCGAAACCGCGCUAGAAAAUGUUUAUGUAAUCUUCGGACUCUGAAA
Laccaria bicolor S238N-H82 is the source of this 450-nucleotide messenger RNA. RefSeq lists its product as uncharacterized. Lineage: Eukaryota; Fungi; Basidiomycota; Agaricomycetes; Agaricales; Hydnangiaceae. The record is from RefSeq and is a predicted model, not a curated record. Bases 45 to 281 code for a protein of 78 amino acids. The transcript has 3 exons.